AACAACUUGCCUGCCAGACUCAAGAAACGGCACAUUUAUGAGGGCCUCAAGGAAAGGGAGUUCUUUAAAUUCACAUUGGCUACAGAGAAGGAAGGGGGACUAACUAGAAGUGGGGUGAGGCUCGGGACAGGCCGUCCGCAGAGAAGGUGGGUGGAGGGCUGCUGACGGUCAGGCACUGGUCAUGCGCACCGGGGAUGCGGUGUCCUGGGCCUUCUGGAUGCUUCCAAGAAGGUGGAGUCUCUAGUCAGCUAGGCUGUGAUGGGGUUCCUCGGGAGAGCAGCCCGUUCAUGCACAGCGUGGACGGGGACUCAGAGAGCGGCUUUGAAGGGAGGAACAUGGCGCUCUUUGAGGAAGAGAUGGACAGCAACCCCAUGGUCUCCUCCCUCCUCAACAAGCUGGCCAAUUACACCAACCUGAGCCAGGGCGUGGUGGAGCACGAGGAAGCCGAGGAGAGCCGGCGGCGCGAGGCCAAGAGUCCACGCAUGGGCACCUUCAUCGGCGUCUACCUGCCCUGCCUGCAGAACAUCCUGGGCGUGAUCCUCUUCCUGCGCCUGACGUGGGUCGUGGGGGCAGCCGGCGUCCUCGAGUCCCUCCUCAUCGUGUUUAUGUGCUGCACCUGUACGAUGCUGACCGCCAUCUCCAUGAGCGCCAUUGCAACCAACGGCGUGGUCCCAGCCGGUGGCUCGUACUACAUGAUAUCAAGAUCUCUGGGGCCUGAGUUCGGGGGGGCCGUGGGCCUCUGCUUCUACCUGGGCACGACAUUCGCAGGGGCCAUGUAUAUUUUGGGGACCAUUGAGAUCUUUUUGACUUACAUCUCCCCUGGCGCGGCUGUCGUCCAGGCUGAAAUGGCCGGCAGCGAGGACGCAGCCAUGCUGCACAACAUGCGCGUGUACGGGACAUGCGCACUGGCCCUAAUGGCCGUGGUGGUCUUCGUGGGCGUCAAGUAUGUCAACAAGCUGGCCCUGGUGUUCCUGGCCUGUGUGGUGCUGUCCAUCCUCGCCAUCUACGCUGGUGUCAUCAAGACUGCCUUUGGCCCUCCGGACAUCCCGGUCUGCCUGCUGGGGAAUCGCACACUGUCAAGACGCAGCUUCAACGUCUGUGCCAAAGUCUACAAUACCGGCAAUGGCACGGUGACCACCACGCUCUGGGUCCUCUUCUGCAACAGCUCCUUGCCUGGCGCCACCUGUGACGAGUACUUUGCUCAGAACAAUGUCACAGAGAUCCAGGGCAUUCCUGGUGUGGCCAGUGGCGUCCUGCUGGAUAACCUGUGGAGUGCCUAUGCGGACAAGGGGGCAUUUGUGGAGAAGGGGGGCGUGCCCUCAGCACCCGUGCCGGGCGACAGCAGAGCCAGUGGGCUGCCCUAUGUGCUCACCGACAUCAUGACCUACUUCACCAUGCUGGUCGGCAUCUACUUCCCCUCCGUGACUGGUAUCAUGGCCGGCUCAAACCGGUCUGGGGACCUCAAGGAUGCCCAGAAAUCAAUCCCCACAGGGACCAUCAUGGCCAUCGUGACCACGUCUUUUAUUUACCUCUCCUGCAUUGUGCUGUUUGGGGCCUGCAUUGAAGGCGUGGUCUUGCGAGAUAAGUUUGGGGAGGCCCUGCAGGGGAAGCUCGUCAUUGGUAUGCUGGCCUGGCCAUCGCCCUGGGUCAUCGUCAUCGGCUCCUUCUUCUCAACCUGCGGCGCUGGCCUGCAGAGCCUCACAGGGGCUCCACGCCUGCUGCAGGCCAUUGCCAGAGAUGGCAUCGUCCCCUUUUUGCAGGUGUUUGGCCACGGAAAGGCCAAUGGGGAGCCCACGUGGGCCCUGCUGCUCACAGCCCUCAUCUGCGAGGCCGGCAUCCUCAUCGCCUCCCUGGACAGCGUGGCCCCCAUCCUCUCCAUGUUUUUCCUCAUGUGCUACAUGUUUGUGAACCUGGCCUGCGCAGUGCAGACCCUGCUGCGCGCACCCAACUGGCGGCCACGUUUUAAGUACUACCACUGGGCGCUGUCCUUCCUGGGCAUGAGCCUGUGCCUGGCCCUGAUGUUCAUCUGCUCCUGGUACUACGCACUCUUUGCCAUGCUCAUAGCGGGUUGCAUCUACAAGUACAUAGAGUACCGUGGGCGGACGCGGUCUGGUGAUGGCAUCGGUGUGAUGACCAGCUUCCAAUUGCGCCUGUGGAAUGCCAAAUGGUGGCAGCAACGGGCCGAGAAGGAGUGGGGAGACGGCAUCAGGGGGCUGUCGCUGAAUGCCGCCCGCUACGCCCUGCUGCACGUGGAGCACGGUCCCCCCCACACCAAGAACUGGAGGCCGCAGGUGCUGGUGAUGCUGAGCCUGGACGAGGAACAGGGUGUGAAGCACCCGCGCCUGCUGUCCUUCACCACACAGCUCAAGGCCGGCAAGGGCCUGACCAUUGUGGGCUCCGUGCUGGAGGGCACCUUCCUGGACAAGCACGCGGAGGCCCAGCGGGCCGAGGAGAACAUUCGGUCUUUGAUGAGCAUGGAGAAAAUGAAGGGCUUCUGCCAGCUGGUGGUGUCCUGCACCCGGCGGGACGGCAUGUCCCACCUGAUCCAGUCGGCCGGCCUGGGGGGCAUGAGGCACAACACGGUGCUCAUGGCCUGGCCACAGUCCUGGAAGCAGGAGGACAACCCUUUCUCCUGGAAGAACUUCGUGGACACUGUGCGUGACACCACUGCGGCGCAGCAGGCCCUGCUGGUGGCCAAAAACGUGGACCUGUUUCCGCAAAACCAGGAGCGCCUCGGCGAGGGGAACAUUGACGUGUGGUGGGUCGUGCAUGAUGGAGGCCUCCUCAUGCUGCUGCCCUUCCUGCUGCGACAGCACAAGGUGUGGAGGAAAUGCCGCAUGCGCAUCUUCACGGUGGCCCAGGAGGAUGACAACAGCAUCCAAAUGAAGAAGGACCUGCAGAUGUUCCUGUACCACCUCCGCAUCAGCGCCGAGGUAGAGGUGGUGGAGAUGGUGGAAAAUGACAUCUCAGCAUUCACAUAUGAGAAGACACUGGUGAUGGAGCAGAGGUCCCAGAUGCUAAAGCAGAUGCAGCUGUCCAGGACAGAGCGGGAGAGAGAGGCUCAGCUAAUCCACGACCGGAACACCGCAUCCCAUUCUGCAGUGGCCGCCAGGACCCAGGCCCCAUCCUCGCCAGACAAGGUGCAGAUGACCUGGACCAAGGAAAAGCUUGCCGCUGAGAAGCACAAGAGCAGAGACCCUGGCAUGCCUGGGUUCAAAGGUCUCUUCAGCCUAAAGCCAGAAUGGGGAAGCCUGGACCAGGCCAACGUCCGGAGGAUGCACACGGCCGUAAAGCUCAAUGGGGUUGUCCUCAGCAAGUCCCAGGAAGCCCAGCUGGUCUUGCUGAACAUGCCAGGGCCCCCUAGAAACCGGCAGGGGGAUGAGAACUACAUGGAGUUCCUCGAGGUCCUGACUGAGGGGCUGAACAGGGUCCUUCUGGUCAGAGGCAGUGGCCGGGAGGUGAUCACCAUCUACUCCUAGUGUUCAGCCAUGCGGGGAGGCCUGGGGGCUGCGACAUGGCAAACGCUGCCCAGUGGCCUCACCUGAUGGGGUGGCUUCCCACAAGUUUUUGGAAUGCUGUGGGGUCUCCUGUCCAGGCCAAGGGCCACACAUGAAAAGUUUUGUUGCAUCCAUGGGGAGAUGCAGAGGCCUUAGUGCCCAUGUGUUCCUGGGGGAGGUCAGGGUACCGGGCACAUCGUGCAGCCACAGCAGCAGAGUGAGGCAGGGAGGCAGGCCACGUGUCCACCUUUGCAUCCAGAGUAACCUUUCCUUGGCGGCGCCCACCUGGCUUCCGCAGUGACAGUCUACCAACGCCCCGUCUGGGCCGCUCGCGGGAAGCCGCUCCCACUGGCGCUGUCCCCUGGGCUGCUGGGCCCAUUGAGGUACGUAAGACAUCAGCCUGUGGCUGGGGGCCCAGCAGUGCUUUCUGCUGCUUUGUGACCUGCCUGCUGGAGUGUCUGUAAGUUAAGGCAGAGAAGAGCCAUCCACGCCUGUGCCCCCGGCCCCACUGGGUUCCAGUCUGGUUCAUGCCCCAGGAAGCUGCCUGAGUGACGUGCCCCCAGAGAGGGCCCUGCCCAGCCUGGGCGGUCUGCAGCUGGGAUGCCAGCCCCAUCCCUUCAUGGGUACUGCACUCCCAGCCACAGGCACAAGGUUGUUUCUGAGAUGCAGAAACAGUAAAUGCCAAGAAUUCUCCUCACCUGCAGCACCGUGACCAGACUGUGUGGUUCGGGGUCUGAGGCACAGCAGCUUAUGAGGCCACGUCCUCGCCCACGCCCCUGGAGAGAGGGUGGGGCGCGGGUACCAGUGCCAUGCCCUGGUUGUCCUGAUGAAGCCUGCAUGCCGCCUCCUGGUGGCCACAGGCGAGAUGCCCGUCCACCUUCAUAGGCCUGCCCUUCGCCUCUCCUGGGUUUGAUUAUGCCUGUUGUUUGUCACGGUGAUUUUUCUGCCUCACUUCCUGCAUGGCUUAUUUAUUUAUAACCCCCAGGGUUUCCGUGACAGUGAGGUUGCCCUGAGGGGCCCAGACACCAGGCCCCUUUCCUUCUCUGGCUUCAUGGACUCACUAGGGAAUCACCUGGUCGACGGAUUUCAGGUCAGGGCAAAGCUAAAUGUGAGCUUCGGAUGUUUCUGGAGUGCUGCCGGACUGACCACCGGCCACGGUGUGUGCCAGGCAGCCAGGCUGGGGCCCUGGAGCCCUGCCCGUGUGGGUUCCACGCGGAGUUAGGCAGUGACGUCCACCCGCCUUGCACUGGGGCCUCUCCUGGUCCAGGGUCCCUGUACUGAGAUUGGGGGGUAAGGUAUGGAAAACCACCCCUGUGCUGCAACUGACACCUGGCCCAUGGCCUUGGCAUUCUGGAGUUGGGUGUGUGCCCCAUGGCACGGUCUGCAUGGACCCGAUGCGUCCUUCCCACACGACUCUGUGUAAAUACCACUGCAGCUGCUGCUUCUGGGAUUUAGUUCAUGUCCUCUCUAGGUUCCUAUCUUUGGUUUUAUCAGUAGAAUAAAAUUCUGUGAAAUCAAGAAUA
This is a messenger RNA of Manis javanica (Malayan pangolin), 5020 nucleotides long. It is a transcript of the gene SLC12A7, whose product is annotated as solute carrier family 12 member 7. Gene Ontology annotation, biological process: potassium ion import across plasma membrane; chemical synaptic transmission; chloride transmembrane transport. Lineage: Eukaryota; Metazoa; Chordata; Mammalia; Pholidota; Manidae. Gene Ontology annotation, molecular function: potassium:chloride symporter activity. Gene Ontology annotation, cellular component: plasma membrane. The record is from RefSeq and is a predicted model, not a curated record.